AUGACAUCAGAGAAAAAUAUUUUAAAUUGCAAAAUAGCAGAAGAACUGCAUGGUGAUGUGUAUCUCAUAACUCUUUAUUCUAUUAAAAUAUUUCUAUGUAUAAUUAGCAUAAUUAGUUUGAGUUUGUUAAUAUUGUUCAAGUUUAAGAAAUUGUCUUGGAUAGGCCACAUCAAUGGAAAAUUGUUAUUCAUAUCUCAUAUUGUUUGGAGUCUUUUAUUGCCCAUUUCUGUGAUUAUUUGUUAUUCUUAUGAUUUACACAGACAUUUGACAGUUGUAUCAAAUUAUUGUGAUCUCUUAGUACCAAUGAGAUUUUCAACUCAGCUUAAACUUCCUUUCGUAACUGCCUUGACUGGGCAGAUUCUUUCAAUGUUAUCUUUAGCCAUUGAACGAGCAUUCUCGAUAUUUGAACCCUCGAAAUAUGAGCAAAUCACGAAACCAUACUUAGCAAUUAUAUUAAUUAUAUCAACGAUGGUGCUAUCAUGUUACUUGACAUAUGGCUUUUUAUAUUUUAGUUACAAGGAUCUGAAUGCUCUGACUCCUCUGAUCAGUACACGAUCAUCUGAAUCACUGUUUCGAUCUGCUAUUGUUUCAUGGUUCAAUUGUGCAUCAGAGAUUAUAUUCAUUGUUAUAUUCAUUCUAUCCUUAUAUAAAUCCUAUAGAGAUAAAAAAUAUUUCAUGAGACAUGGCGCUCAAUUGGGAUCCAAAUACCAGGUGGAAGAGACUCGACAAGUUAUUCAUAAACUUCUUCCUAUGUGUUUUUUACAUUUCAUUAUAUCAUUCAGUAACCAUUUCUUCUUGGCGAUUUAUCCAUGGCUGUACCCUAAUGCUAAUCUGGGAAAGUAUGCCAUUUAUAUUGAAGUCAUUAGUCAGAGUCAUCUAUAUUCCUUAUUCUUGCCCUUUAUACUUCUCUAUCAGCUUAAAUCACAUCAUCGAAUUCGACAGAACGUUGUUGUUGCCCAUCCGAGACAAGAUGAUUACUUCUAUUCGUUAAAAACCUAUUUUGAUCAGAAUUAUAAAAAAUGA
Molecule: messenger RNA, 1023 nt
Organism: Auanema sp. JU1783
Lineage: Eukaryota; Metazoa; Nematoda; Chromadorea; Rhabditida; Rhabditidae
Source: the annotation of a GenBank genome assembly